AAAAAGUCAGUCUUAGCAAGAUGGCCGGCCGGACGAGUUCGGCCUUUUGUUAUUGCGCCCUUAUAUUUUACCUGUUUUUCCUCACCGGUUCGAAUAACGGUGAAAGAUUUGGUGAUAAACCAAAGACCUUACACAUCUACAAGGAUAACGAGUCUCUACAUUCAAGGAAGACUAUUAUUAUCAAUAAAGAUACCUUUAACGAAAACGAUAAUGGAGAAACGUCAUACCAUCAACGAACGCGCAGAAGUGACGAAUCACGAAAUCUAAACAAGCCAAAUAUUACUGUCAAGGUAAACGCAUUAAAUGAUUCUCAUCAACAAUUGAUGGUGCAUUGGGUCGGUGAAGGAUCAAAUGUGAUAAUAUGUCUAGCAAAAGACAGUACUCCUUUAUUACGGAUGCAAGAAAGUAAUCCUAGCGCUGUGUAUAUAAGUUAUGACUAUGGAGAUACGUUUGAGAAUAAGACUGAACAAUUCAGAGUUUCUUAUGAAUACAAUGCACGAUAUGCUACUUUAGAUAAAUUUACUAAUCAUCCAAAGAACUAUCAAUAUUGCAUUUUUGUGGACAGUACAAACAGCUUAAUAUUCAUUACGAGGAAUAAUGGUAGAACUAUUAGAAGAGUACCCGUUCCGUUUCAUCCAAGUGAAAUUUCAUAUUGCGAGUCAGAUCCACGUGUUGUAUUAAUAUUAGACAAAAUUGAUCCUAUGAGACAGUUAUGGUUAUCAAAAGAUUAUGGAUUUAAAUGGGUAUCCAUACAAACAUACGUAAAAGCAUUUUUCUGGUCGUCACAAUGCACCAUAUUAGUCGAACGUACAGAACCAUCUGGGUCUAAUACUGUCAUACGAGCAAAGUAUGAAGAUGUAUUACUUCAUGGAAGAAUGGAAAUACAUGAUGAGUUGUUACAUGAUUUGCAACCCCGAUUAUCUCUUUUGUCGCAUCACCACAAAGGAAAUCCAACUCAGACAGGAGGGAAUCAUGCAGGAGACUAUAAUGUUGUAAUCCAAAAUGUUGAAGAUUUUCAAAUCAAGGGAGAUUAUAUGUUUGCAACAUCAAAAUCUUCUAAGAACGGUUCUUCGGAUAAUUUAGAUUUAUAUGUCUCUUACAAAAAUCAAAAAUUUGUAUUAGCUCAGUUUAAUACUGAGUUGGAUCGUAAAAAUUAUCAUAUUGCAGAUGUAGCAAAUAAUAGAGUCUUCGUUGCAGUUGCUCACAGUGAUACCAUGGUAAAUCUUUAUAUAUCGGAAGUAAUUAAUCAUAAAAAAGCUAUAUUUUCGUUAUCAUUGGAAGGAAUUCUUACAUUUUUCCCUAAUAGUACAUGGAAAGAUAGUUGGAUAAAUGAUGUCGCUGACGAAGCUUUUACAGAUUUGUAUAGAGUAGAAGGAUUACGUGGUAUCUAUAUAGCUUCUAAAGUUAAAGGAAAUCCAAAAUUAGAUUCGAUUGGACCAGAACAUUUAUCAUCGUUGAUUACAUUCGACCAUGGGACAACGUGGAAUAAUAUCAAGCCACCUGUGGCAAAUCAUGAAGGAUUUUACGUGCAUUGCCCGCAAAAAGAAUGUUCCUUGCAUCUGAGUCAAAGAUUUAGUCAAUUGUAUCCUGUUACAAGAUCAGUGACGAUUAUGAGCUCAAAGUCUGCACCUGGAAUUAUAAUGGCCACAGGUGUAGUAGGUACAAGUUUGAAGGGACAUCUUGCACUUUACGUUUCGCGAGACGCUGGUCUUACGUGGAAACAAGUAUUGAAAGAUUAUUAUUUCUUCAAUAUGGGAGAUCAUGGUGGAAUAUUAGUUGCAGUUAAAUAUUUUAAAUCGCGAGGAGAAACGAGAGAUCUUUCCUAUUCUAUCGACGAGGGAGAAACUUGGCAAACGUACGAGUUUCAUGAAAAAAUGCUACGUGUAUACGGACUUAUGACUGAGCCCGGUGAAAACACUACAGUUUUUACAAUGUUUGGUUCAGACAGUAGACAACAUCAAUGGUUAAUAAUUAAAGUUGAUUUGAGAAAUCUAUUUGAAAGAAAUUGCAGAGAAGAUGAUUUUAAAUUUUGGUCACCGACGAGUACGGAUCAGCCAGUAGUAUCGUGCGUCUUAGGAAAAAAAGAAACAUACCAAAGAAGAGCAGCUCGUGCAAAUUGUUAUACAGGUGUAAAUUACGAUCGACCUAUCAAAUUGGAAAUUUGUCCAUGCGAUGCUAAUGAUUAUCAAUGUGAUUUUGGAUUUAUGAAAGUAGGAACUCCGUAUCAUUGUAUACGUAAUAAGACUUUUACCGAAGUCGAUCCGUAUGCAAUUCCCGAUACAUGUAAGCCUGGAAAAUCUUAUAGACGUACGAAAGGAUAUAUUAAAAUACCAGAUGACGAAUGUAUCGAUGGUUUGGCAAGAAAUUUUGAACCAGACGAUAUACCUUGUCCGAUGAAAGAAAUGCCGGAAUUUUUGUUGGUCGCACAACGAGAACAAAUAUCGCGAAUAAAUUUGGUCGAUAAAACAUUCGAAGUAUUACCCGUGUAUGAUUUAAAAAAUGUUAUUGCUAUAGAAUUUGAUCUUAAAAAUAACUGUUUAUAUUGGGCAGAUAUCGUUAAUGAUACUAUUGGUAGACAAUGUCUUAAUGGUUUAAGUUCUCCAGAAAUUCUAGUAGAAACUGAUUUGAGUUCUAUAGAAGGAAUGGCAUUUGAUUGGGUUUCUAAUGUAUUGUACUUUGUGGAUGGUGUUAAGAUGAGGAUUCAAAUUAUUCGAACGGAUUUAUCGUCGAUGGGAAGAAUGCGAAAGACAAUUUUAGGUCCUAAUAAUUUACAAAAACCGAGAGGCAUAGCCGUCCACCCAAUGAUGGGAUACAUGUUUUGGACCGAUUGGGCUCCUGGCAAUGCAUCUGUUUCCAGAGCUAAUCUCGAUGGUACAAAUGUCAAGCGUUUGUUUGUUAAACCAACUGUUGAAUGGCCCAAUGGAAUUACAAUUGAUCAUAUAGCUGAGAGAAUUUAUUGGGUAGAUGCUAGAGAAGAUUAUAUUGGCUUUUCAGAUUUUGAUGGAAAGGGAUUUAAAAAAAUCAUAGAGAGCGAUGAUCGUGUAUCGCAUCCAUUUGCGGUUGCUGUUUUUAAAGACAACAUGUAUUGGGACGAUUGGAAACAAUCAAUGAUAUUUGUUGCUGAUAAAGAUCAUGGAGUUGGUAUAUCGAAUAUAAUUGGUCAGUUGACUGGUUUAAUGGAUUUAAAAGUAUUUGCUCACAGUGUACAAACUGGAACAAACAAAUGUGCCAAUGUUACUUGCCCGCAUAUUUGCCUAGGAGCUCCCGACAAUAGCCAUGUUUGCUUAUGUCCAGAUGGAAUGGUAAUGACAGAAGGCAAAUGUAUGUGUCCUAACGGUGUUAAGCCAUUUGCUAAUUCAACCUGCCCACGAGUGGCAACUACGUGUUCGGCUAAUCAAUUCCCUUGUCACAAUGGAAUAUGCAUACCUAAAUUCUGGAAAUGCGAUGGUGAUAACGAUUGUGGGGAUAAUUCUGAUGAAAUUCAUUGUCACAAGGCUAUAUGUAGUCCGCCUUAUUUCCAAUGUGAUGAAAAUAAGUGCAUUCCUAAAUAUUGGAUGUGCGAUCUUGAUCGAGAUUGCAAGGAUGGAAAAGAUGAAAUGAACUGCAAAUACACGAAUUGCACUAAAUCACAAUUCAAAUGUGACAACGGCCGUUGCAUAUCUCACAGGUGGCGGUGCGAUGGUGAAUAUGACUGUAUAGAUUCUUCUGAUGAGAAAAAUUGUACUACAGAAGUUGUACCAAGUGCUUGCAAAUCUGAUGAAAUUUUAUGCGAUUCGGAUCAUAUUUGCAUACCAAAAACAUGGAAAUGUGACGGGGAGAAAGAUUGCGAAGAUGGUAAGGAUGAGGAAGACUGUAGUACAAUGGAUUGCGAAUCUUGGCAAUUUACGUGCCAUGAACCAAAAAAUGUACAUAGAUGUAUUUACAAAUCUUGGGUAUGCGAUGGAGAUAAAGAUUGUUUCGAUGGAUCGGACGAAUUAAAUUGUAAUAAGACGACUAUUGCACCUCCAAUACCAUCUACAAUAUCACAUACAAAUAAUUGUAUUGAUUGGAUGUUUACAUGUAAUAAUAAAAAAUGUGUACCAUAUUGGUGGAAAUGCGAUAGUGUUGAUGAUUGUGGUGAUGAUUCCGAUGAAAUGGGUUGCGGAGACAUUGAUGUAACAUCAUCCGAAGUUCCAGAAACAACGGAACAAGUUCGUGUAUGUAGAGAUCAUCAGUUCCAAUGUUUCAAUGGUGAUUGCAUUGAGGAUGCAUGGGUGUGUGAUGGAACGACUGAUUGUCUUGCGGGUGAAGAUGAAUUGCAUUGCAAUGUCUUGUACAACGAUUGCGAAGAAGAUCAAUUCAUGUGUCGAAGGGAUGGCUCUUGCGUUCCGCUAUCAAACAUUUGUAACGACGUAGAAGAAUGUCCUGAUGGCUCUGACGAACUUGGUUGUCAUCCUGUUCAGUAUCCAAGUCCAGCUGCAACACCAUCUUGUUACGUUGGUCUAUUCCCUUGCGACGAAACACGUUGUUUCCCUUUGGCGUCUUAUUGUGAUGGUAAUCAUGAUUGUCUAGAUGGAUUUGACGAAAGCAAUUGUGAUAAGAAUAAUUCUCGCAUUUACCAAGUGCUCGUUAUGGGUGUUGAUGAACGUUUGAUCAAUUCUAGUAGUCUUUUCCUUUUCUGGUGGAUACCAAUACCAAAUAAUGUAACUUUCGAAUUUUUACCGUCUAUUGCAAGAGUCGAAGUAGAUGCAAAAUGGACUAAUGCAUCCAAUUGGAUCGAAGACACUGAAUAUUUGUUCACUGGUCUUCAAUCUUAUUCACUUUACAAUCUUACAGUUUAUGUGAGAAUAAAAGGCCAAAAAACUGUCUUCCCACCAGCUAAGUACUUGCCAGUUAUGACAGGAGAAGGUGUACCUUCAGAACCAUGGAACGUAACGAUUACUCAAAUAUCUGGCAGAACUGUUAAAGUUUCAUGGCGAACGCCUUUGCGUCCAAAUGGACCUAUCACUGGAUACGAUUGUUUCAUCUCACCGCCUACACCACCUUUGCGAUUUUCAUGGCAAAAGACUUCUGGAAUUAUAGAUACUUCCUUUGAGAUUUCUCAAAAUUAUUCAUUCUGGGUUGUUGCAAAGAAUAGAGAACACGAAUCAAAUGCUUCGAAAGUCGCUAUAUUUACAUUUGAUGCUGCAGCAAAUAUCGAUGAAAUAGAAGAUUUAAAUGUAACCAAAAUAACCAAUCAUUCUGUAACUUUAACGUGGAAGAAAAUGAAAGAUGCAGAUGGCUAUCAUAUAACUCCGAGAACAAGUUCAUUGCAUCCUGCUUCGAAAACAUUGAUUACUAUGGAAAAUACAAUUGAAGUUAAGAAUUUAGCUCCUGGAGUUAAUUAUUCAUUUGAAGUUGCUGCAACAAGAAAAAAUUACGUGGGCAAAGUAAAUGUUGUAUUUGCUGCGACAAAAGGUGCGCCACUGCCAUUGGUAACAAAGCUUGAUGCACAAUUGGUUAAGCCUCAUGGAACGACGGUUAAACUUACAUGGGAUCCACCGAAAAGUCUUAGAAAAAUUAAAUGGCAGUAUGCAAUUCAUUAUGGUCUCAACAUGCAAGAAUUCUUUAGAGAGUAUAAAUAUCUUACUACAAAUUUGACUGCUACAAUUAAAGACUUAGAAGCUUGCGAGUCAUAUAUUUUUGGAGUUGGCGUCUAUGGAGAUUACGGAGCUGGUCCCUUGAGUCAACCAGUUCCUGUUACGACUCAUUUUAAUGAACGAGCACCGCCAAAAAGAGUUAAGGUAACAUUGUCAAAUAAAAGCGACAGUAUCAUCGUAUCUUGGAGCGCAAGUUGUCCUACGAUCGAAGAACCGAUCGGUUAUACGAUUACAUUAACAGAAUUGACGCUGAAUAAAACAAAAGUUGUAACGCCAUUACCAACGAAUGAGUCAGUUAUGAAACACACGUUUAACAAGAUCAAAUACGGUGGAGUAUACCGUGUCGUAAUUGCAACAGACGUUCCAAAUGCUAAACCUAGUCAGCCAGUAAUUUAUUAUGCACCUCCAAUCUUACCACCUCAUCAAUUAAAAGUAUUGCAUAAAGAAGGAAAUUAUUUUGUGGACUGGACGGAAAGUCAUCAACCUGAACAUAUGACCAAAAUAACCAAUUAUCAUUACGAGAUUUUAGUAGCUGAGGGAACACGAGUAUUAAAUGAAACUAAUGCUCAGAUCUUCAAAGCUGAUCAACCACCUUAUAUAUAUAAAAAUGCAAAACCAGAUAUAAUAUAUACCUUUGCAGUUAGAUUGGUUACCGAGGAAGGAUAUAAAAGUAUAUUGAGUGAAACUCGAAGUAUAGAGAGUCCAACAGCAUGGCCAGUGAUUAUGAAUACAUCGAAUAUCAUAUCCCUCGCAAUACCAAUUUGUCUGCUCGUCAUAGCUCUGGGUUCAGCAUUAGCAUAUUUCGUUGUACGACAUAGAAGAUUGUCUAAUAGUUUCACACAAUUUGCUAACAGUCAUUACAAUACGAGCCGAGGCCAAGCAACAUUCCCUGGUACCACAGAUGGUUUAGAAGAGGAAGAUAGCCCUGUGAUUAGAGGCUUCUCAGACGAUGAGCCAUUGGUUAUAGCAUAAAAACGUAAUAUAUAUAUAUUGUCUGUAUUAUACAUAUAUGACAUACAAUGAUACAUGAUGAUAUAUGCCAACGUUAGGAGAAUGUGCCAAAAUACUACUAAUCUAAUAAAAAUGUUCAGCCUAGGUGAAACUACAAUGAAAGUCAGGAGCUUCUAUAAAAAGCUAUACAAAUAAUUUUAAAUUGAUAAUUUUUUUUAAUUAAUUGAAACGUCUACUAAAUGUUAAAUCAAUCGAUUCGAAGUACAUACAUUGUCUUAUAGAAAUAGAAUAUUUACGUGCAUCUUAAAAAAAUAUCAGAAAUUUAGUACAGCGUAAAACGACGUUUAGUCAUUGGAUCCUAUAUUAAAAAUGUAUGUAUAUAUUAUUAUAUGAAAUAUAAAUAUAUAAAUAUAUAUAUAUAUAUAUACAUAUACAUAUACAUAUACGUAUAUAUAUAAUAAAAUAAAAGAGAGAUCUAACAAAGCAGAGUUAAUAUAAGCUAUAGAAGAAGGAGAAAUAACAAGUAUCAUCUGGAAGUAAAUUGGCGGUGAAAAUUAUUUGUAAAUAGUAAAUAUUUUUUAUGAAAUAUGCAGAUUUAAACAUAUUUUAAAACUGCCAUACAUAAUGCUGUUAUACAUGCUACUAUGUGUAAAUAUAUAGACAUAUGUACAUGUGUGGCAUGUACGUAUAUACAUGAUAUUUA
Molecule: messenger RNA, 7272 nt
Organism: Polistes dominula (European paper wasp)
Lineage: Eukaryota; Metazoa; Arthropoda; Insecta; Hymenoptera; Vespidae
Product: sortilin-related receptor
Biological process (GO): post-Golgi vesicle-mediated transport
Cellular component (GO): membrane; Golgi apparatus
Molecular function (GO): protein binding
Source: RefSeq, a predicted model, not a curated record